Molecule: messenger RNA, 3563 nt
Organism: Poecilia latipinna (sailfin molly)
Lineage: Eukaryota; Metazoa; Chordata; Actinopteri; Cyprinodontiformes; Poeciliidae
Product: toll-like receptor 13
Exons: 4
Coding region: 170-2953 (927 amino acids)
Biological process (GO): inflammatory response; toll-like receptor signaling pathway
Cellular component (GO): plasma membrane
Molecular function (GO): signaling receptor activity; protein binding
Source: RefSeq, a predicted model, not a curated record
UAUUUGAUGCAUUAAAACUAAAGUACUAAAAUGCUGUUAGAGGAAGACACUGAACAGUACAUGUAGGGAGAGCAUAGCUUCCUUUUUGUUGGUGUUAAGACGUGAAGCAACUCGUCAGUUCAGACAUUUACAGCUUUGGGCAUCAAACUGUGAUGAUCUUCAGAUAAACAUGGCCUCUAUAAAUACUUUAUCUUUAUACUUUAUUCUUAAUCUUUUCAUUCUGCUGCUUCCUGUUAACCCUUUGCUGGCGUUUUCAUUAAAAAACUGUACUAUACUUUACAAGGAGAACAUCUCUGCUGAUGUUUCUGUGGACUGUAGAAGCAUGAACUUUGUGACUGUCCCUGAUUACAUCCCUAAAAAUACUUCGUCAAUACAACUUGGAGACAAUCAGCUCCUAAGUAUUAACAGAAAAGACUUUCACGGCAUGUCAAAGCUGGUAAAUCUGAAUUUAACAGUGAAUAAAAUUGCUUACGUUGAACAAGGGUCAUUUAUCGACUUGGUUUUAUUGGAGACACUUGAUAUGGGAAAUAACAAACUUACCAGUCUGACAGCCAACAUGUUUGAAGGCCUGUCCAACCUCACAGUUCUGGUCCUCAGCAGAAACAAGAUCCAGCAUAUUCAUGAAUCUGCCUUCCAGUGUUUGACCAGCUUACAAACUCUUGAUAUCGCCUUUAUUCCACUUCAGAAAGUUGCAGAAAUUCUACCAGUCUUCCAUCUCCCGCAAUUACUUACACUUAACUUAAAAUACAUCAACUUCACUACUUUUGACACCAAAGAUCUCCCUUUGAAUCUCUCCUUGAGUCUUAAAGUGUUGGAAAUUUCUAAUUCUAAUUUGAAAAUCUUGAGCAUCAUAGGGAAAAUUUCCCCUUACCUCCAGACAGUAGACGUUUUACUCACAGAUAGUGUAAAAUGGGUGUUAUUUGACAAAAGCUUACUGAAGAACAUAACAAGCUUGGAUGUUGCCGUAGCAUCAGAUUUUUUUGACGUAAUCCAUAAAGUUCUGGAAAGUCUUGAAAGACUGAGAGAUAUAAAGUUUGAAUGUGUGGAUAACUGGAUUGAAAAGGGUCUGCUACCUGCAGUCUGCAAAAUACAAACACUCAGGAAGCUUACUAUUUCCCAAAGCCAUUUUCACAAUUUUACUACUGACCUUGUAUCAUGCGCCCAGCUCAGAGAACUUAACCUGGAAGAUACUUUCAUGGAUAAACUGUCAAAAGGUUCAAUGCAAUCAAUGAUGCAGCUGCGAUUCUUAAACCUGGGUUACAACUUCCUCACCGAAGUUCCAGGUGACAUAAGGAGCCUCUCGACUCUUGAGAUCCUGAUUAUGAGUGCAAAUGACAUGUAUGGGUUGAAAUGCGAUGAUUUUUCCAACACCACGGGUCUGAAAGAACUUUACUUGAACAUAAACCACAUAACCAAACUGGAGAGGUGUAUUACUGAAAACCUCGUCAAUCUAAAGGUUUUGGAUAUGAGUAACAAUAAGUUGAAAGAAUUCGGAGAUUCUUUCAAAAUCUCCCUGCAGAAACUUGAGGCCUUAGAUAUCAGCCACAACCCCAUAAGGUAUCUGGAGACAGAUGUUUUUCAAUAUUUAAAGUCUCUCAAAGAACUGAAGGUGGAAACCUAUCAUUUUGUAGACGUACCUUAUUUCAGUGGCUUAGAGAACAUUCAAAAUGUAACAAUCUACUUACAUACAGACAGGACUUUCCAAAGUCUUCAGUCAAACAAUGAUAAACCCUUUAGUGAUGUUAACACAAUGAAGCAGCUAACUCUAAUCGGAAGCAGCAAUACCCAAUGGGUGCCCUUUAAUACAAUUAGGGAAAUGCUCAGAGCUUAUGGAGAUUUGGGAACCGUUACGGUUUUGAAUAUCUAUAUAAAUUACUAUGAAGUGGAAACAUUUGAGCUGAACCUCCAGCUAAAAAGUCUGACGUUAUCAUCGACAGAUUUGUCAUACUUAAGCUCUAAAUUCUUCCUACCACUGCCAAACCUGCAGCACCUGGAUCUCUCCAUGUCUAAACUCAGGUCUUUGGAUUUUCUGGUCCAGGCCAACCUUUCUGCUCUCAGAUAUCUGAACCUAACUGACAAUGAGAUCAGUGUUAUUAACGAGACAGUCUUCCAGUCUCUACCCUCUCUGAGGUUCUUGGCUCUAGACAACAACCCGUUCUCAUGCGAGUGCUCAAACGCAGGCUUCAUCCAUUGGGUAGUGACCAACCCCCAAACCCAGGUGGUAAACGCUCAUCAGUAUAAAUGUUUCUUUCCUGUGGACAAACAAGAAGCCUUGUUACUAGAAUUUGAUGUUCAGUCAUGUCGAGACGAUGGCAGCUUUCUUUACUUCAUUUCCAGCUCUUGUCUGGUUGCUCUGACUCUCCUCUCAUCCUUCGUUUACCACUUCCUGAGGUGGCAUCUCACCUACACCUUCCACCUCUUCUGGGCCUUUCUCUACGACAGCAGGAAGGGGAGAAAGAAAGACCCUCAUCGGUUUGAUGCCUUUGUGUCCUAUAAUGUCCGCGAUGAGGGCUGGGUUUACAGAGAGAUGCUUCCAGUAUUGGAGGGAGAGCAGGGAUGGAGACUCUGCCUGCACCACAGAGACUUCCAACCAGGUAAACCCAUCAUAGAGAACAUCACUGAUGCCAUCUACGGCAGCAGGAAAACCAUCUGUGUGAUCAGCCGCAGCUACCUGCAGAGCGAAUGGUGCUCCAGAGAGAUCCAGAUGGCCAGCUUUCGCCUGUUUGAUGAGAAGAAAGAUGUUCUGAUUCUGUUGUUUCUGGAGGAGAUCCCCUCCUACCAUCUGGCUCCAUAUCACCGCAUGAGGAAGCUGGUGAAGAAGCGCACCUACCUGAGCUGGCCCCAGGCUGCACAACAUCCGGGAGUUUUCUGGCAGAACGUCCAGAGAGCUCUGCAGGCAGGGGGCGCUCUCACUGAAAACACGGACCCGCUGACCGGACCAGCUGGAAUUUGAGAAAUGAACAAUGGCUGUUAAUGUAACUUAAAUAUUGAGAAUAAAAGUACAAAUCAAAUUGUACAAUCACAAUGCACAUCAUAUCAUAACAUUUAAAAGCAAAAAUGGAGAACAGCCGACAUUAUUUCUUCUUCGUACCACAAAUAAGUCAGAUCAGAGCAUGAAUUAAUGUACAGAUUGGCUGUAAACAGUGGGUCGAGCAUUUUUUUUUAUGUUUAUGGCAUCAGUUUUUCCUUUUUCCAGGGUGGAUCAGUCAUUUUUUGCUAUUGCUAACCUAAUUUUUUACAUCAGGUUUGUGGUGUAUCUUUAUUUCUUCUAAUAUAUUGUGACCAUUGCUCCUCGCAGGGAAAGAAUGAAUGGCUUACAUCACAUGUGCCAAACUCAAGGCCCGGGGGCCAAAUCCGGUUCGCCAUAGCUUUUUGUGCAGCCCUUUAGACUCUUAAUCGACACAUAAUUGGAACCAUCAAGAUAACAGUGUGCUUAAAUAUGAUUUUAUCAAUUAAUAUAACAGUUUUUCUUUGUUUACUGCCAAAUUGCAACAAUUAGUUCCUCCAAUUUCUUGUGAGUUAUCAUGAAAAUCAACGUAAAAUAAACAAAUUCCUGCAUUUUU